Molecule: messenger RNA, 2141 nt
Organism: Galendromus occidentalis (western predatory mite)
Lineage: Eukaryota; Metazoa; Arthropoda; Arachnida; Mesostigmata; Phytoseiidae
Product: PHD finger protein 10
Exons: 6
Coding region: 151-1929 (592 amino acids)
Cellular component (GO): npBAF complex
Source: RefSeq, a predicted model, not a curated record
CACUGGACGCUGCUGCCGCGGUGUGAGAGGUCCUCCGAUUCGGAUUCCGGAUUUUAUUGAGAGUCAAUCUCCGCUCAUCGUCUGUUGCGGAAUUCCGGGACCGUUCUCGGUGGGAUCUCCCGCGGGACAAGUCUAUUCACGAAGCUCGAGAUGGAGAACUCUGGCACCUUCCUGCCUCCCCAAGAGAGAUUUCCUCAAAAACCGCCCCCGGCGCCAUUCAUCGAAGAAGAAACUCGGAGCUCUUUCACCGAUCAACCGUCGAACCCAUCUUUCCCUGUCGUUCUGGAUGAAGGGGGGACACCGUCUCAGAGUCUUGACGGUACAGACGAUUCCAAAAGCGGGAAAACCAGGAAGAAACUAAAGUGUAUUGACCAGCACAUCGCUGAGCAAGCUCUCGCUCGACACGACAUCCUGAUGGAACAUGAGUGGCCGCCCCAAUCUGGUCAUACAUGGGUCCUUCAGGAUAAUCUCGGAGAGUUCGUCGGUAUAAAGAACAUAAAACGACGCUACCCUGAAAUCACCCGCCGGAACAUAGAAGCUCACGAGCGCGAUUUCCUCAGAGCGAGGAAUUAUGUCACCGAUAUGCAGUGCGACUUGGGUUUGACAGCCUUGAGAUCCGACGAAGUCGGCGAACUGAUAGCCAGGGAAUUCCCGGAGAAGUUUCAAGAGUGGGAGAAUCAACGGAAAGAACGGGCGAAGAAGCUCUUGCAGGAGCGCAAGAAUCAGCUCAACGCUCCUCCUGCUCAGAUUGAUAAAGCGAAAAUGGCUGAGAUUGGCAAGAAAGCCAUGGAGGCUGUGUACGAGUACAAUAUCCGUCUGAAUACUGAGAGAAUCGAGGAGCGGAGCAGCAUCUUCGAUCUGCAGACCCACACACUGUUGUUCCCAGCCCAGCGGAGAAAAGUAUUCGCCAAGCCCAAAUUAGGAAAAUAUCCCGUUUCCAUCAUCCCUGGACAAUAUCAGGACUACUACAGGGCCUACACACCGCAUGAGUUGAAGUAUCUUCCGCUCGGGACCGUUCUUUACGGACCCGUGACCGAGAUCAACAAAAAUGUGCUGGACAAACUGGCCGAGGAAGCAAAAAUGGAGGAAGAAGAAGAGGAUGAGGCAGACUGCUCGAACUCGGAGUGUGACGAAGAUUGUCAUCCAAGCGAAGAGAGCGAAGAAGAGGAGAUCCCCGAUGAAACCGGCUCGAACCUACGUGAGAAUUGGUAUGAAACCACAACUCAGCGAAAACUCAUGUGCAAAAACUGCGAGCAGGAUCUACCCGGGCUCAUGUUCCGAUGCUCCGAUUGUAAAAAAUGGUCACAUCUCCGCUGUUUGGAGCUGCCGUCAGCCGAGCCCGAGUACCUUAAGAAGUAUCCAUGGCAGUGCAUGGAAUGCAAGACAUGUUUCGUUUGCAAACGACCCGACCACGAGGAUCAGAUGAUAUGCUGCGAUCAGUGCGAUCGAGGCCACCACAGCUUUUGCGUAGGUUUGUGGAAACUUCCGCCGGGUGGCUGGGUUUGCAGACACUGCGGAGAGUGUUUCCAGUGCGGGGUGUACAAACCGGAUUGGUAUGAGGAAGACGAGGAAGCCCAAUGGGUGCACGAGUACAAACGAGGUCCAAUGUCCGUAAAAGAGAAGCGAAAAGUCUAUCAGAUCUACUGCGCCAAAUGCAGGGUCCCGAAGCCCCGGAAACCGCGGCCUUCCCACCUGAAUCCAAAGGGAGAGGGUGAAGACGCAGAUGAGGUCAUGGAAGAUCCAUCAAUGGUUGAGGGUGAUGACGACAGCAAAGAGGAAGUCAAACUAGAGUUGAAGGAGGAGCUCAAAGAAGAGAUCAAGGAUGAGGCGAAGGGAGCCACCAGAGGCCCGGGAAGGCCGCGGCGAGCCACCAGAGGUAGAGCUCGGAAAACCUUCCAGGAUGCCGACUCAUCAAUGCAGGAAGGUUGAGGUCGGAAUCUCAAGCAGCGGAGCGAUCGUUCAGCCGGCAAUGGUGGUUCUUUGCCCGAGAAAAUGGAAGCAGGAUGACUCAUCCCGAAAGCACCCUUCGGUGCAUGAAUAGCUCCGAGUUUUGCUGUUUCGGAAGAAGAGAUGUACAAUUAAUUGGGACUGUUAUAUAAUUUAGAGGAAAAUCAUUUCAAGUUCUCGUCCAGUCGAUGUGA